GCAUUGUAGUCCCAGAGAGACUGGAGGGCUGGGGGGCACGGUGACAGGACACACCACUCCCUGGCCCGGCCCGGCCCUGGAGGCGCGGGUGCUCAGGGAGGGCCGGGCUCUGCGCGGCUCCAGGCUCUGACAUCCCGUCAUUCUCCCUCCCCCGCCCCCCACACACGUCGCAGCAAGUCUCUGUCUCUUUGUUCUCGCCGUGUCUCUGACACUUUAUCUCAUUAUCCGCCGGAGGGAGGCGGAGAGCGCGGACCCCGCAGCCUAAUUACAGCCGAGCUUGUCAGCGCAGGGGACAGGAGAGGUAUCAGCACCGGGGGAAGGAAUGGGGCCCUCAGAAAGGGCCCCCUCCCUCCCUAUACUCCCGAGGGGCCCAGCGGUGGGUGCACAGCUCGCCUCAGCCCAAGCUGCCACAGGGCUCUGGAAGGGAGAAGUGGGGAGCUCCACAGAACCCGGCUGCCCAAGGGGCAGCAGGGAGGGAGAGAGGGUAGAGGCUAGCACGGGAGUGGGGAGAGGUGGUUAGGGCUGGCUUCUGGGUGCCUGCGACCCAGUUCCCUAAAGACGGUGGCAGUGAGCCUUCUCAUCCUAACAGCAUAGCAUACACCUGAGUUGGCUGCGGACAUGGAGGCAAUCGCUCUACACUUCAGUUUCUGUGUCUUGUUCUCUUUCCUCCUCAAUAUCUUGUCUUUCCUUGUCUAUUUCCCUCACUCUAUUCUCUUCCUCUCCAUCACAGCCAGAGUCAUAGAUUGGCUCCACCUUCACCCCUACCCGAGGUAGGCAGGGCAAGCAAGUUUCUCAAGCCCCCAAACUUCACUGAGUGACUUACACUGUCCUGAGUCAGGUUUAAGAUACUCCCCGUUCCCCUGGCCUCCUAGUACUAUUCCAGGCCAGUCACCACACAGCUUGGAUAAACCACCAAGGGCUAGAGGGGCUGGGGCGGCUUUGGUUCUGUUGGCCUGUCUGUCCUCCUCCUCCUUCCACUACACUGAGGAGGGGACAGAACCAGGGCCUCCAGGAGCUGCUAGAUCCUGGAUGGCUCUAAGAGUGUCAGGGAAGCGUUGCAGAUGCCUGUAGCUCUUUUCUGGUCCCACCUGUGAACACUCCACACCUGCACUUUGCUGGAGGUCUGUCUGUCUACCUGUCUCAUGCUGAGUUCCUCUCCCUACCUCUGGAUCCUCUCUCAAUCAGAGCCUGGGUCAAAGCCCUGUGAGGCCUCUCCUUCAGACCAGCCCAGAGCCCCAAGUAUGAUGGUAUCCUGUGGUCCAGGGUGUGGGCAUCUGGAGGAGAGCGUGGAGGAGCAGAAAUCCCUCUGCUCCCCAACAAUUCUCCUCCCCGUUCUGAGCCUGGAACUGUGGGAAAAAAGACAGAUGGGCGGGGAUGGGGUGAAUCGGAGGCAGCCGGCCAGGCUGGGCAAGGUUGGGCUGGGCUGACCCCUCCCCAGCCGGGGGCGGAACCCCAGCAGGAGCGAGGGAGCCCAGCCGCUGGAGAGGAUCAGACGCUGGAGAGGCGUUAUGGCGGGAACUAGUCUCGGGGCCCGCUUCUACCGGCAGAUCAAGAGACAUCCCGCGCUCAUCCCGAUGAUCGGCUUCAUUGGCCUGGGCAUGGGCAGCGCUGCGCUGUACUUGCUGCGGCUUGCCCUGCGCAGCCCCGACGUCUGCUGGGACCGAAAGAACAACCCGGAGCCCUGGAACCGCCUGAGCCCCAAUGACCAAUACAAGUUCCUUGCAGUUUCCACGGACUAUAAGAAGCUGAAGAAGGACCGGCCAGACUUCUGAGCCUGGCUGAUGUGAGCAUUCCACUUAACCACCGUCGGCCAGCCUCCUCAUUUCUUCCACUCUGCUCCCAGGCCCCAGAGCACCCCUCUAGCCACCCUGUCCAGCUCCUGCAUACACAAACCCGGUUCCCACACGGUGGGGAGGCGGCCCCACCCCCACCCUCUUCCCUUACUCCCUGCAGCGGAAGCACCUCUGACCCUCAGCUUGAGUCCCACGCGGGGGAGGAGUUAGGAGGGUGGGCAGCAGCCGCUUUGCCCCGCUAACGGGGCCUUGGAGGGUGUGGCACUGGCUACGUGUUGAGCGUGGCUAACGUGAGCCAAGAGCAAGCAGGGGCCUCUGAGUGCCAAGCGACGUGGCAGGCCGCACAUUAGCUCAGGUUACAGGCGCCAGCCCAGGCGGAGCUGCUCGAUUGGGCUCGUCGCCUGCUGCCCAGCCUGCCCUGGAGGAGGCACCUAUGCUCAGGGAGGAGCAGCUCGCUCCUUCCUCCCUGUGCCCAAGCUGGCUGCCUCCCUACAAAACAGGCACCCCCUCCUGCCUCACACCUGAGCCUCCCCGCCAUCCUGCCCCUCCCUUGCUCCCUUCUGUCCCCUGGGAUCAAACAGAAGCAGCCGUGGGCAAAAUACAAUUUCAUUUAACAAAUUGAAUUUGCUGCGCCUGCUAAUCACGUCUGGUGUCGGCUCUGAUCAGAGACAGGGAGAGGAGGCUGCAGCCCCAGGGGUCCUUG
This is a messenger RNA of Hipposideros armiger (great roundleaf bat), 2496 nucleotides long. RefSeq names its product cytochrome c oxidase hypoxia associated subunit FA4L2 (gene COXFA4L2). The transcript has 4 exons. The record is from RefSeq and is a predicted model, not a curated record. Gene Ontology annotation, cellular component: respiratory chain complex IV. NCBI's taxonomy places the organism in Eukaryota, Metazoa, Chordata, Mammalia, Chiroptera, Hipposideridae. Bases 1509 to 1772 code for a protein of 87 amino acids.